Sitodiplosis mosellana (orange wheat blossom midge) is the source of this 623-nucleotide messenger RNA. RefSeq lists its product as uncharacterized. The record is from RefSeq and is a predicted model, not a curated record. Lineage: Eukaryota; Metazoa; Arthropoda; Insecta; Diptera; Cecidomyiidae.
UGACAGUACAAUCGUCCCAACUGUCGAAUCGGGUGAUGCCACAUCGAGUGUUUACAUGGAUACUCCACGCCCGAACCAAAAACACGGUAAGCGUAAAAUUGAUCGCUCAUUCAAUGAAACAGUAAAACGUUCGUGCUUCACAUCAUCUGACGAUCCGGGUAUGUUGCGCGUUGAUAACGCUACCGAUGAAACUGUCUCGACACCAUCAGUUCUGCAGAAUGCAACGAAUUUGCGCAAUUUGGUCCACGCUCCGGCCCGCAAACCGAUUACGAAAAAUGCUUCACGCGCUCAAGCCGGCAAUUUGCACGCCAAAGCGGUACCGUUACCACAGGUCAGCAAUUUACACAAGAAAAUUGCUCCGUCAGUUCUACUGUCAUCUAAACUGAUGAAGAGCGUUCACAUCUCACGCUUCUCUAACGACACCACCUGUGAUGAUAUUUUGAAUCAUUUGCGCUUCAUUGAUUCCACAUCUAACAUUGUAAAUGAAAUUCAAUGCAAAAGAUUGACACGUGGGGGCCGGCCAAUUUCAAGCUACAAAUUCAUAACGUUCAAACUGACCUUUCCUCGUCAAUACUUUGAACGUAUUGUUAACCCGUCGAUAUGGCCGAGUUCAAUUAAGGCCU